AUGGGCUUCAAGCAAGCAGUGUCAGACUCUUCUUUGUUCACAAAGGGCAAAGGUAAUGAUUUUGUGGCUUUACUUGUAUAUGUUGAUGAUGUGGUAAUUGCCAGCCCAAACUUAAAUCAGGUGGAACAAAUUAAGAGUCAUUUGGAUGCUGUUUUUCACAUUAAGGACUUAGGUCCUCUAAAGUACUUUUUGGGGCUAGAAGUAGCAAGAAGCAGUAAAGGCAUAUCUGUCACACAAAGGAAAUACACACUAGAAUUGUUUGAAGAUACUGGUUUUCUAAACUGUAAACCAGCCAAAACACCCAUGGCAACAGGAACAAAACUCAGUAAGACAACUGGGAAGAAAAUUGAAGACAUUACUCAAUAUAGAAGGCUUGUGGGAAAGCUAUUGUAUCUUACAAUUACAAGACUAGAUAUAAGCUAUGUUACACAACAGCUAUCUCAAUUCCUAGACUGUCCUACUGAUAUUAAAGGAUUUAGUGAUUCUGAUUGGGCUGCAUGCCUGGACACUAGGAGAUCUGUUACUGGCUAUUGUAUGUUUCUGGACACUACCUUGAUAUCAUGGAAGUCAAAGAAACAACAAACCAUUUCUAGAAGUUCAUCUGAAGCUGAGUAUUGGGCACUUGCAGCAGCAGCCUGUGAGAUACAAUGGCUUAUUUACCUGCUGCAAGAUCUUGAAGUGGAGUUUGAUUCCCCAGCCACACUAUAUUGUGACAGCAAAUUUGCAAUUGCCAUAGCUGAGAACCCAGUAUUCCACGAGAGAACGAAGCAUAUCGAAAUAGAUUGCCAUUUGGUGAGGGAAAAACUACAAAAGAAAAUAUUGAAGCUGAUGCAUGUCACCACUGCAAAUCAACUAGCUGAUGUGUUUACAAAACCUCUUGCUGCUGCUACCUUCUCAAACUUCAUCUCCAAGCUGAGUCUACAUUGCUUGUACACUCCAGCGUGCGGGGGGUUGUCAACAAAUAGCGGUCAAUCCUCAAGUCAACGAGCUGACUCAUCCACAACUUAG
This is a messenger RNA of Ipomoea nil (Japanese morning glory), 1008 nucleotides long. RefSeq lists its product as uncharacterized. The record is from RefSeq and is a predicted model, not a curated record. The transcript is spliced from 2 exons. Lineage: Eukaryota; Viridiplantae; Streptophyta; Magnoliopsida; Solanales; Convolvulaceae. The coding region runs from base 1 to 1008 and encodes 335 amino acids.